This is a messenger RNA of Cladophialophora immunda, 541 nucleotides long. RefSeq lists its product as uncharacterized. The record is from RefSeq and is a predicted model, not a curated record. Bases 1 to 456 code for a protein of 151 amino acids. The transcript is spliced from 3 exons. NCBI's taxonomy places the organism in Eukaryota, Fungi, Ascomycota, Eurotiomycetes, Chaetothyriales, Herpotrichiellaceae.
AUGGGCUAUAACACGGAGAACACCGAGUGGCCGACGUUUGAGAUCAGCUCGGCCGUCAAAGAGCUCAUCGACCGUUUCUUCUGGCAACUGGACCAGAGUGACCCUGAGUCGGGGAACGUGCUCGCCGACCAGAUCUUCGCAACGACCGGGCAAGCUGAGUUUGGAGGACAUAUGUUCACGGGGGCAGAUGAACUUCGCAAGUCGAGAGACAGUGCGUGGAAAAUCGUCACCAAGCGGCGCCACAAGAUCCUCAAGGUCUUCUCCGCCAACCUCGACGGCAGUGACUUGCUCUUCAUCGGCCUUGUGGCGAUGGACCUACACAACGGCAAAUCUGUGGCCGGGGAGUUCACCGGGAGACUUCGCGUCGAAAAUGCCACUUCGUCGCAGCCCAAGCUCCUCCUCUACCAGUCGUGGGCGGACUCGGCCCCAUUUGUCAAGGCGCUUCAAGGAGGUUAGAAUAAGGUGGACAGAGCUUAGAGCAGCCGAGGAGAGAGGUAGAUUGCGAGUCUAUCUACCUUGGGGAGAAAAGCGAUUUCCCGGC